Messenger RNA from Haemonchus placei, 339 nucleotides. NCBI's taxonomy places the organism in Eukaryota, Metazoa, Nematoda, Chromadorea, Rhabditida, Trichostrongylidae. The record is from the annotation of a GenBank genome assembly.
AUGUUCGAGGACAUCAAUAAGGAAUACAACACACAUCUGUGGGAUGAUGACUUGGCGGCUAAGGCAAUGGUGGAAGCUGUUAGGCCACACUAUCGAUUACUAUGGAAUGCCGGCGAUUAUUUCACGAUCAGAAACGAUAAGCUCUUUACGAAGAGGUACAUAGGACCUCUGGAGGAGAAAGUGCGCUUUGUUCUGCUGAACCCUUUCAAAAAAUAUGCAGAUAAACUUCGCCAACUUCCCGAAGGAACAACCUACGGAUGUAAUGGAUUUUUCGAUACUGAUACGAUGCCAAACGACAACCUCCUUUAUGUGGCGUGUGUCUACAAUACCCCCAACUGA